GACAGAGUUGUAGUGAGGAGAACUAGACCGUGAUCUCGCUUGAGUUGCCCAGCCGUGCGCUACAAUUUUAAACGAUAAAACAUUUUCAUUCCGUAUUUGCAUACGCAUACACCUGUUAUGCUAAGUCGUUUUCAGCCUUUUAUCUCUUUUUCGGACUAUUUCCUGGAUUUGGAUUUGGAAUAGCGUGGACAUUUAGUUUAUGUUACAUAUAAUUAUUGGAGGGUUUAACUCCGAAGGACCACUCCAGUCAAAAUGUCAAUUUUACCUUUUACACCUCCGAUUGUGAAAAGACUUUUGGGUUGGAAAAAGGGAGAGCAGAAUGGGCAGGAGGAGAAGUGGUGCGAAAAGGCUGUGAAGAGUCUUGUGAAGAAACUGAAGAAGACGGGACAGCUGGACGAACUGGAGACUGCCAUCACAACACAGAACAUCAACACCAAGUGCAUCACCAUACCGAGGUCUCUGGAUGGCCGUCUGCAGGUGUCCCACAGGAAGGGUCUUCCCCACGUCAUCUACUGCCGACUGUGGCGCUGGCCCGACCUGCAGUCGCACCACGAGCUGCGCGCCAUCGACCUGUGCGAGUUCGCCUUCCACAUGAAGAAGGACGAGGUGUGCGUCAACCCCUACCACUACCAGCGCGUGGAGACACCGGUACUGCCCCCGGUGCUGGUGCCCCGGCACACGGAAAUCCCGGCCGAGUUUCCCCCGCUGGAUGACUACAUCCACUCCAUCCCAGAGAACACCAACUUCCCCGCCGGCAUCGAGCCGCAGAGCAACUACAUCGCAGAGACCCCUCCGCCUGGCUACAUCAGUGAGGACGGGGAGACCAGUGACCAUCCGAUGAGCCACAGUAUGGACACAGGCUCACCGAACCUUUCACCAAGUCCAGUGUCUCCAACGCACAGUAACUUAGACCUGCAGCCAGUGACAUACUGCGAGCCGGCCUUCUGGUGCUCCAUCUCCUACUACGAGCUGAACCAGCGUGUGGGCGAGACCUUCCACGCCUCACAGCCCUCGCUGACCGUUGACGGCUUCACAGACCCGUCCAACUCGGAGCGCUUCUGCCUGGGCCUGCUGUCCAACGUCAACCGCAACGCCGCCGUGGAGCUCACGCGACGCCACAUCGGUCGGGGUGUACGUUUGUACUACAUCGGUGGGGAGGUGUUUGCCGAGUGCCUCAGCGACAGCGCCAUCUUUGUCCAGAGCCCAAACUGCAACCAGCGCUACGGCUGGCAUCCCGCCACCGUCUGCAAGAUCCCCCCAGGUUGCAACCUGAAGAUCUUCAACAACCAGGAGUUUGCGGCCCUCCUGGCCCAGUCGGUGAACCAGGGCUUCGAGGCCGUCUACCAGCUGACCCGGAUGUGCACCAUCCGCAUGAGCUUCGUCAAGGGCUGGGGUGCAGAGUACAGGCGUCAGACGGUGACCAGCACCCCCUGUUGGAUCGAGCUGCACCUCAACGGGCCACUGCAGUGGCUGGACAAAGUGCUCACUCAGAUGGGCUCCCCGAGCAUACGCUGCUCCAGUGUCUCAUAAGACGACACUCACACACACAUACACACACACACACAUACACACAUAUACACACAACAAGCACAGGCGCACAUCAUAAUCUCGCACACGCACAGACACACACACACACAUACACACACACACACACACACCACAGACACUCACACGCACGCACACCACACCAAACACCAAACACUCACAUAUAAAUACAGUCCGUUUACAAGCACUCACAUAAAUAACACACUCACUAUCUGACGCACACACUUUAGAGUGACAGGAAACGUACAGACCAAAACUAAACUGUCAAACCAAGAAAGCGACUGGAAGAGGCUGUUGGAGAGAGCAACCUCCCACCCACUCCUCCACCCACUCCUCCACUCACUCCUCCACUCACUCCUCCACCCACUCCUCCCUGGGCAACUCUCAGGAGCACUUUGAUUCUGAUGUGUGUGAUGUGCAACAGGGAAAGCACAUCACAAAUAAUGCUUUUUUUGUUUGUUUGUGUUUUUUUCCUGACAUUGUCCAUAUCAUUUGAUUUUUAAAUACAUUAAUUGUUUUGGCAGGUGGUGCCAAAAUGCUCAUACACAUGCGAACUACAUGAUUUGUUUAUAUACAAGCAAUAAGGUUUUAAAAAAAGAAAGAUGAUUUUUUUAGCUGUGCAUACAUAAUUUGGAGUAGUGGUGCUAGUUAGUGAGAAUUUUAAGAGCAUUGAAUUUUAAGUGUUGAAACAGUUUUUUGUACAGUACCAAGUUUCAUACAUUUAUUUUUUGUAUUUUUUAUUGUGAUUUCAAUUGCCCAGUGUUGUGAAUUAAUUUCUUGUAAAGUCUUGAAUGUCUUGUAAAGACUUUUACUCUCUACUCUCCUGAGCAGUAUAGAAAAAUAGAUGCAUCAAUUUUCUAAUUUUUCUUAACAAUUGUGUAUUCUGUGUGUGUGUGUGUGUGUGUGUGUGUGUGUGUGUGUGUGUGUGUGUGUGUGUGUGUGUGUGUGUGUAUGUGUGGUCACGUCUUUGUUUCUUUAACCUGUAAGGCAUGCUGUUCUUCCCCAUGUUUAGGUAGCUACAGUCUAGCCACACACUAGGUGAAGCAUUAAGCCUCUUCUCUGCAUGCAGCCUAAGUCUCCCUUUAUGACUGUUGGAAGGGGUGCCUGCGUUGAGACACCUAAUCAGAAGUGAAACCUCUCUGAAGUGCGGAACAGGUGUGGUGCUGUCUGUCUGGGUCUGACUCAUAACUGUCACUUUUUGUCAGUUUUUUUUGGGGGGGGGAGUUGUGCCAAGCUUGUGUCCACUCAUAUCAAACAGGACAGCGUCUGCUCUCUCUAAUCUGACCACCCACUGUCCAUCUGGUGUUUGCUUGCAUUUGUUGUUCAGAUGUUGGCCAUUCUGUAGUGGUUGAGACGAUUUUGACUGCCUUUGUCUUGCUUGCAUUGUUUCAAGGGAGAUGUUUUUUUUUUUUUGUGAAAAAAGUUCCGACAUUUGCUCUCAGACUGAGAACAGUUGCCAUUAGCAGUCGAGCCACUAAGUAUUGUCUCUCUUCAGUCCUAUGACCAGCUUCAGAGGAGGUGGAUUGGCAAAGGAUCUGCCUAGGAUAGAUGAUAUAGUGUAUAUAUUUAUAUAUUCCGUCUAUAUAUUUAUAGCAUCAAAACUGCAUGUGAGCACCAUUAUGCUCUGAGUAUGUCUUGUACUGUACAUAUACACACACCUCUCCCUUAUGCCAGUACACAUGUGGGGAGGGGAGUAUACUCUGUGUUUUAUGAGGGGGAUGAGAAGAUGGUGCUUACUUCAUCGAUAAGUGAUAGACGGAAGUGCUUGCCUUGCCUCAGUCUCCUAUUUAGCACUAAUACUUCCUGGUUACAUUUGCAAAGUUUCCUCAUUAGGCUUACAGAGAAACUCCAGAUCACACAGUUUGCCACAGUUUGCUCAUUGUCUGUUCUAGUAACAAGGAAAUUGCGUGCACCAGAGAAAGGCAGUCUUGUGCCUCUCCAUGCAAAGUGAUGUACUCUCACCUGCCGUUUAUGUGCAGUGAGUAUUCCAUGAACCAAGUUUAGCCCUUGUUCAGAGUUAUGUUGUCAAAACACAGUUUCCUCUCAGGACCAUUGUGGGUUUUAAUCUCGUCUUGAUUCAAACUAGACGUGUUCUGUACAUACAUAUACAGAAACAGUAAUGCAUGCUUAUUUUCUGAGAUUUUUUCACUUUUUGUAUUCUAGAGUCUAUUUUGCUACCAAAUAUUUUUGUAGGAGUGGGAAUGUUUUAUAGCAACGUACUGCAUUAUUGAUCGCUCCUUGCCCGUACAGGGGAGAACAGAUAAGCCAAGAGCUGACAACUUUGGGGAUAAGGAAUUUCUCUAUGUUUCUCUAUGUUUUUUUAUUCUGUAUGUUUAUUGUGACAGAGGGGGAGAGUUUGAUUAGAUGUUUCUGAAAUAAAAGGGAACGCUUGACAUGGUAGGCUGUGUACAUAUUUAAACCAAUACCAGUUUUGUGUGCAGUCACUGGUUUCUUUUUUAAAUUCUUUUGAGGAGCAGUCGCUCACUCCUCUGAGACUGUCUUUGUACUUCUUUGGAGGAAGGAUGAAAAAAGCCCCUCGAACACUUCAGAGGGAUCUGAGAAACCAGUGCUGUUAACUUCCCCUACUUUUUUAAAACCUUUGGUAAACACAGAGGGGUAAACCGAUAUUUGGGUUUGUCGAGGAUGGCACACAAGGUCCACUUCACCCUCCCUGCGGUCCGCCUGGCCUGUGUGGGCCAAGGGCAGUGCCGUCUCUGAGGCUGGCACAGACACAAUGGCGGGGCUCAUUAGUCAGCGGUGCAUGGAGACUCCCUCUUUCACACACACACAGCACUUACAGUGGUACACUUAUGCUCCUUGCACUUCCGAUGGCGCACAUGGUCCACCAUAUUUAAGUUCGAGAAUAAUUGGUUGAAAAUGAACAAAGUUAUGUCUGAGUCUCACUUGUCUUGAUUCUGUAGUUUCCCCCCAAACACACAUUUAUAUAUAUAUAUAU
Alosa sapidissima (American shad) is the source of this 4501-nucleotide messenger RNA. It is a transcript of the gene smad3a, whose product is annotated as SMAD family member 3a. Gene Ontology annotation, molecular function: I-SMAD binding; DNA-binding transcription factor activity, RNA polymerase II-specific; RNA polymerase II cis-regulatory region sequence-specific DNA binding. The coding region runs from base 253 to 1530 and encodes 425 amino acids. Gene Ontology annotation, biological process: regulation of transcription by RNA polymerase II; cell differentiation; transforming growth factor beta receptor signaling pathway. Lineage: Eukaryota; Metazoa; Chordata; Actinopteri; Clupeiformes; Clupeidae. Gene Ontology annotation, cellular component: heteromeric SMAD protein complex. The transcript has 9 exons. The record is from RefSeq and is a predicted model, not a curated record.